Molecule: messenger RNA, 2967 nt
Organism: Camelus dromedarius (Arabian camel)
Lineage: Eukaryota; Metazoa; Chordata; Mammalia; Artiodactyla; Camelidae
Gene: CES3
Product: carboxylesterase 3
Exons: 13
Source: RefSeq, a predicted model, not a curated record
AUGGAGGCAGCAGUAAGAACUGGGUCCAGGGUCCUGGUCUGGGUGGCCUGUCUACUCCUGCCAUUCUCUGCUACAGCCGCUGGACCAGGGAUCACUCAGCCUGAAGUGGACACCACCCUUGGCAGCGUGCGGAGCCGGCAGGUGGGUGUGAAGGGCACAGACCGGCUCAUGAAUGUCUUCCUGGGCAUCCCGUUCACCCAGCCACCCUUGGGGCCCAGCCAGUUCUCUGCCCCACGCCCAGCGCCGUCCUGGGAGGGUGUGCGGGAUGCCAGCACGGUCCCUGCAAUCCACAGGUGCCUACAGGAUGUGGAGAGAAUGAACAACAGCCGAUUUACGCUGGACGGAAAACACCAGCUCUUUCCGAUUUCGGAGGACUGCCUGAUCCUCAACAUCUACAGCCCAGCUGAGGCCACCUCAGGGGCUGGGAGGCCGGUCAUGGCAUGGAUCCAUGGGGGCUCUUUCGUGGUUGGCGCCGCCACUUCCCACGAUGGCUCAGCCCUGGCCGCCUACGGGGAUAUGGUAGUGGUCACAGUCCAAUACCGGCUGGGGAUCCCUGGCUUCUUCAGCACUGGGGACAAGCACGCCCCUGGCAACUGGGGCUUCCUUGAUGUAGUGGCUGCUCUGCGCUGGGUGCAGGGGAACAUCACCCCCUUUGGAGGUGACUUCAACUCUGUCACCAUCUUUGGUGGAUCUGCUGGUGCCUGCAUCGUCUCUGCCCUGGUCCUGUCCCCACUGGCUGCAGGGCUGUUCCACAGAGCUAUAGCACAGAGUGGAAUCAUCACCUUACCAGGAUUUCUGAGUUCUGACCCCUGGCCCCUGGCUCAGAGCUUUGCCAGCUCCUUGGCCUGUGGCUCUAACUCCUUGGCUGAGAUGUUGCAGUGCCUUCGGCAGAAGUCAAGCAAGGAACUGAUGCUUGCAGAGAAGUUGGGUACAGCUUUCUACACCAUUGACAGCACCUUCUUUCCCAAGACCCCCAAUGAGCUCCUGAGGGAGAGGCAGCUCCACUCUGUGCCCUUCCUCCUGGGUGUCAACGAUCACAAGUUUGGCUGGCUCAUCCCCAAGGGCUGGGGGAUCCUGGAUAAGAUGAAUCAGAUGAACCCGGAGGACUUGCUGGCCAUCUUGAGGCCCUUCUUGACCAGUAUGAAUGUGCCUGCUGAGGUGAUACCUACCAUCAUAGACGAAUACCUAGGCAGCAGCUCAGAUGGACAAGACAAAUGAGAAGCCUUCCAGGAAUUGAUGAGUGACAUUGUCAUAAACUUUCCCAUGCUGAAUUUUUCAAGAAACCUCAGAGAUUCCAUCUUUUUCUAUCUGUUCCAGCAUCGACCCAGUUCUUUCGUGAAGUUCAAGCCGGCCUGGGUGCGGGCUGACCAUGGGGCUGAGAUGGCCUUCCUGUUCGGGGGUCCUUUCCUCACGGAUGAGAGCUCCAUGCUGGCCUUUCCAGAAGCCACAGAGGAGGAGAAGCAGCUGAGCCUCACCAUGAUGGCCCAGUGGACCCACUUUGCCCGGACAGGGAAUCCCAAUGACAGCGGGCUGCCUCUUUGGCCCUCCUUCAACCAUUCAGAGCAAUAUCUGGAAAUCGGCCUGGUGCCACGGGUCAGCCAGAAGCUAAGGAAGGCCCGAAUGCAGUUCUGGGCAGAGACACUUCCCACCAAGAUCCAGCAGUGGCAGCAGAAGAUGAAGGUCAGGAAGGCCCGGGAGGAUCUCUAAGGCAGGGCCUGGGUCUUCUGGGCUCAGGGCCAACCCUAGGGGUGGGCAAGUCUCAGUGGGGCAGCCUCCUUCUCCCCCUGCUAAGAAACUUUAACUCAAACCAGGCUUAUGAGUAGUCAUGCCUCCUAAAGCUUCAGCCCCUCCAUGACUGGCAAUGUGCUCCUUUGAAAUGUCAUCUGCUCCCAUAGAGGGGGGCUUUGCACAAACUUCCUCUCCCCACUUUUUUCAUGGAAAUUUCAGUUCAUAUUUCAAGCUUCCCAAAGGACCCUCCUCCUCCAGGACCUGCUUCAGGCCUGGCCCUAUCUGUGUCCGUUACAGCUUGGCCCACUCUAGGCUAGCAUUGUCUGUGUCUGUGUUUCUCUCCCACUCUGAGGAGUUCUCUGAGCAUGGAAAUCAGCCUGACCCCGUUCUGCAUCUCUCAUGCCAGGAUUGGGCAGGACCUGGAGUCAGAGGAUGUUUGGUGAAUGAGUGAAAGACUGAGAAAGUAUCAGAAUGGUGGCUGCUGGACGUGAACCCAGGCCAUUUAGGCACCAAAGCUAUGCUUAAUCCUGCACAGAUAUUGUCCCCCUGGCCAGAAGGGUGGAUGGACUCCAGGGGCAGAAACUUGGGGUAGGGGAGUCCUGAAGCAUCAGGGGAUCCAGCCUAGAACAGAUCUUAGCCCCCAGAAGCCUCUGAUUAGAGCUGGGGGAGGUCCCUUUUUCCAUGCUUGGCCCUUGCACAAGACAGAACAGAGUUCAACAGGGCCAGAACCCUGAUCCUUGGACAUGAGAUGCAAGCUUCCCAGCCCUAGGGCCUCAUCCCUUUAGGCCUGGUGGGGCUGCUUCCUCCCCACUCCAGCUAUGGGAGACCAACUUCCAGGGGAGCUCAGCACAACUUUCAGAGCACCUAUCAGGACACAGGAGAACAAGAUAGGUGAGAGUGUUUGGACUGGUGCAACAGUCAAGUUGUCACAGAGAAAAGAAGAGAUCUACCUGCUCAGGCUACAAUAGGUGAAAAGCAGCCAGAGGAUUUUGAGUAGGAGCACACAUUUCUUCUUUUGCUGAUCAAUACACCAUUCCCUUGUAACAUCUGGACUUUAAUACAUAGCCCAGUGACUUCCCCCACCCCGACUACCCCAUCCUACCUACUCCAAUCUCACGUAUACCCUUCCUCAGUCAGACUAAAUUCCUGGCUCCUAAUGGUUACGUGAAAACCACUUACAGUUGGGACCAGUUCUGUUCUGGGAAGUUCGCUUGGGGCAGUAAAGAGAAUCAUAAACCA